AUGCUCACAGAACAAAAGAGACGCCACAAUGGCCAGCCACAGGCCUGCGAGCCAUGUCGCAAGGCCAAAAUUCGCUGUGAUCAUGCAAAUCCAAGGUGUGCACGUUGUGCCAGACGAAGCUUGGAUUGUGUCUAUCACCCUGCACCUAUGACCAAGCGCCGUCUUCCGAACUCUCAUACACCUAUACGCUUCGAAGUGAUGCCACCCGCGGACCUACUGACUACUCCUGCUGUCCCCAGCGACGUCAACCUUCCUCUUGAAUCUCAAGUCAGCGUAGAGGUAGCUGCCUCCCCUGCACAGCCCGGCUCAGCUGCAAGCUCGGGUACGACGGGCCGUUCCAGUGGAUCAAAGCGGAACAUGCUAUUCCGAGAGGAACCGGGACGACACGAGACAACGCGCUUUUCCGCCGUCUUCUUUGAAAACCAGGAUAGUUUGGGCCCAGUGAUUCUUGGCGCCACGAGAUCCAGCGACACGCAAGACCGAGAGACUGAUGUGACGGCCCGGCCACGCCUAGAGUUGGCUGUCAGAACACUGCUCAAUUUUCCUACCGCUCGCACGUGUGACAUGCUGAUGACAGGAAUCCAUCAAAUGUAUGAUGUCUGGCUGUCCCCUACAAUGAUUCAACAGUGCUUAGAUCAAGUAUGGACAGUAUACGGUAGUGAGCUGGGGGAGCAUCGGACACGGGAUUCGGUAUUGAAAAUGGCAAAUGACAUCUUUCUCAACCAUAAAAGGCCACAAUCAACGCCCGGAUAUAAUGCAGACAGCGGUUUUGACCGCGUUGACUGGAUGAAUUGGUUUGGAGGGUCUUAUCUGCGAUGGGAAAUGAUUGGCAUCCUAUUCAGCUGGGCUGGAAUUGCAUUCAGAUGCAAACAAGAGUGGGACCCAGUUUUUGAACUGGUUGAGCAGCAUGGGCGGGAUCGCAACACCGCGGCAGAUCGGAUGAGAGAGUGUGCUGCUGCCUGCGUCAGACUUUGCGAGGAAAACUUUGAACUGAGUGACAUUAUGGUCAUUUGCAUGAAGAAUAGCAGCAGAUUGCAAAGCAUUAUCAUCAACGACGAGAGUGAUCGUAUAAGGGUCGACUAUGGUACUGUUCGCAGUGCUUUUAUUUCAGCCGGAUUGCAUCGUCUUGCACCCCUUAAGGAGGUUACGCCAUUUUCACAACAUCGAGCAUCUAUCGCUUCAUCUAUGUACUACCAGGACAAAUGUCACAGUUUGUUCAAUGCACGACCACCUAUGCUAAGUGACCGCUACUGUCAAUGUCCACUUCCACUCGAUCUGUCCGAGGAAGAUGUUUAUGGGGGUCGGGACAGACUGGCAGCGGCUCUUGCUAGGCUUGAUUCGAAUGGCUGGAAUACAGAUGGUCGAAUAUACACAACAACCUGGAUUCGAGCACUUGCGAUGCUGAGUCCAAUCCGAGAAGGCAUAUUGGAACUUUCUUUAAGUGUCAAUUUAAAAUUUACAAAACUGCAAACAGAGGACCUUAUCGUCCAGUUGGAGAAGAUAGUUGCUUCAUAUCCUCCACACAUUCAGUAUCACAGCAACAUGGAAUGGCCUUCACAUUCAAAGUGGUCCUUCCAUGGGCAAAGCGCUCAUGAGAUGUAUAUCAUCACCCGCAUACAACUUGAUGUAUUGCAAUGCAAAUUUCUCUUAGAGCGUCUGAUUGUCUCACGGGGAUUCAAUGAUGGCCAAGGCUUGUUCGAUAUCGCCAAAGAGACAAUCUCUGUGAUUGUGUUCCUGUGGCUUAAUCGUGAUAAGUUACAGGAACUUCACCAUGCUUUUGACUGGAUUGCUGUAUCAUACGGAAUGCCCUGUGCGGGAAUUUUAUGCGUCGAGCUUCUCCGAGCGAGUAAUCUGGCGCCACCUGCUCCAACAAAUGAGUCUUCAUCACCAGCUGCCGUUCACGAACCUGUUCGGUUUUCUCGGUCGGAGAUCGUUCAAAAAUUGAUCAUGUUCAAAGCCUUACUGGACUGGAUACGACCUACAGACAACAAUGUACGGCUCUGUGGCAAGUUCAAGAAAGUUCUCCAGAGAAUCAUUGACACUGUGUUUGAUUCUAUGGGAUCGGUGUCUGGAGCGCAUUUACAACACAACCCGAGCGAACUCCCGUUCCAGAGACAAUACGGUGCGCAAGACCCGCGGUCUCAAGAGGAAAACAUAUCUACCGUGAUAGACAGUCAGCAUGAUGUCGACCCUGAGCUAACCACCAUAAAUGAUAUGGAUUGGCUGAACACUGUUGAUUGGACGCAGGGAAGCUGGCUUGAGCAAAGUAAUCCAUCAUUUCUGUUAAGCGAUCUCAGCUAG
Penicillium canescens is the source of this 2301-nucleotide messenger RNA. RefSeq lists its product as uncharacterized. Gene Ontology annotation, biological process: regulation of DNA-templated transcription. NCBI's taxonomy places the organism in Eukaryota, Fungi, Ascomycota, Eurotiomycetes, Eurotiales, Aspergillaceae. The record is from RefSeq and is a predicted model, not a curated record. The coding region runs from base 1 to 2301 and encodes 766 amino acids. Gene Ontology annotation, cellular component: nucleus. Gene Ontology annotation, molecular function: DNA-binding transcription factor activity, RNA polymerase II-specific; zinc ion binding. The transcript has 4 exons.